UACUCGUACACAAAAUGCAUUAUUGUAUUGGACUCGUUUGGUACAAGGGAUGAGAGAUAGCUAAUUCUGAAUAAUUAAUUCGAGAUAACUUGUUUCCGAUCAAACGACCCCGUAGUGUGGUGAAGUUGUUUUGAGCGUAAGGUUGCUCUGGAAUUCUGUAGAGAAAUUUGGGAAUUAGCCAUAGGCAGAGGAGUUCUGCAUUGGUAGGGUUAUUGGAAACGUUAUUAAUGAUAUAAUGAUAUAGCCAAUGAAUUGAAGAAAAUAUAUAUGCAAUUGUUGCUGGGAUGCCCACGUUUACCAAAAUUGAAGGUUACAUGUGUUGAGAUCCUCCCAUUACAUCUGUUUCCCUCUUUAAACAUUGUGAUUAAUUCAACUAUGGAUAAUUGGUUCUAAAUGCUGUGAAGUUCACUAGAAGUAUUUGCAUCAUCCUACUCAUUUUUGAAUGCUUUGUGUAGUAUAGAUAGAGAUGGUUUUGUUUUUAGAUAGGACCUACAACUAUCAAAUUGUCUUAACAACAAGCUUAUUUUCUGAAAUGCUAUAAUGUUGGUAUGCCACCAUUCACAUGCUGUAUCUGUUGGCCAUAAGUCCUCUUAGGUUUGAUACUUUUCUCCCUCCAUUCUAAUUAAUAAGUAGAUGUUAAUUUGGAAGUUGUGUAGAACAACAACAACAUACUCAGUGUAUUCCCAUAAAGUGGAGUAAUUUGGAAGUUGUGUCUCAUACCAUAAAUACAGGAAUCAUUCUAGCCUGUUUUUAAUAUUCUAAUAAAUGUUACUAGUGAUGGUCACCUAGUUACUGCUCAUAUAUGCAACAACAACAAAAAACUCAGUGUAUUCCCACAUAGUGAGGUGUGGGGAGGGUAAGAUGUACGCAGUCCAUACCUCUACCUCUAAAGAAGUAGAAAGGCUGUUUCCGAUAGACCCUCGAGACACGGAAUACUAAACAAAUUCACUGCUCAUAUAUGAUGAACAUUAUAAAAUCUAGAAUAAACCAUCUUAGUAAGGUACUUUAUGUAGCCUUUCUUGUGUUUUUUUUCUGUGUCGUCAUGGCCGUUGUUGACACACUAACUAUCAAACUGUACAUAAACCUUCCUUGAAAUUUCCAUUCUGAAAUUGAUUGUGAAGCUGCUGACCAUCUUCACUUCCAAUUGCUACAGUACCCUCAAUUGGUAAUUAAUUAGGUGUUUGACCAUGAAAACAAAAAUAUUUUGGAGUUGGAGUUUGGAGUUUGGAGUUGUGUUUGACCAUGAAUAUAAAUUGGAGUUGUUUUUGACUUUUCGUGGGAGAAGUGAAAGUGAAAAAAGUAAAAGCAUGUUUCACGUGUUUUCUUUAUUCCAAAUGCAAUUUGGAAUUCUUAUGGCCAAACGGCAAACACUACAAUUUUCACUAAACUGAAAUAAUUUUUUGGAAAAAAGUGAAAAAUUCUCAUGACCAAACUCCUCCUAAGUCGUUUGAAUGUCGUCCUCUCUUUCCCUUCUAAUGGUAGAGGAAAAGUACAAACUAUGGGAAGGAAAAAUUUACACGUUGGACACUUGAAUUUUAGUAGUGGACUGAAAAAAAUAUUGCAUACAAGGUUGACUUUUUCCCAGAUGGUAUAAGGGUUUGGGUUUGAAGAAAUUAUAUCAGGGAAAAUCUGCAAAUGUAGAUGUUUGGACACUUGAAUCUUAGUAAUGAACUGAAAAAAAAAAUGCAUACAAGGUUGACUUUUUCCUAGAUGAUCUAAGGGUUUCGGUGUGAAGAAAUAAUAGCAGGGAACAUCUGCAUUCUGACCUGAUUCAGGGUAUCUACUGUUUACUUUCCCCAGAGAUGCUUAUGAUGACUUAAAAUGUUUAAAAUGAACAACGUCUAUUUAAAGUGUCGAAGUGAAAGAUUGUGUCAAAUUGAGUAGGCGACGAUGUAUUCUGCUUUUUGUAAUGAAAUUCUGCCAAAUGGCGCGGAUGGGGUAUUACCAUUUACAAGUCGCAAUUCAUUGUGAUUUCAAUCUCAUAAUCUGAUCGACAGAGAAAACGACCCAACAGCUCAAUAGAAAGUACCCACGUUCCUCUAUAACUCACCAUUAUUUCCCUCCUUGGUCCAACCCCAGAUUUCCUCCUUUUGGUUAGUGGUCUCCAUUUCGCACUUCUCUUUCAACUGCCCCCCUAAUUAUCUAAUUCAAAUUCUCAACAACACAAACAUUCUCUUUCAAUUGUUCCUUCCUUUUCAAUUUCAAGAAAAUUUCAAUGAUGGCCACUGCUCCCUUCUUGCUUGAAUCAAACCUCAAAUGGAACCCUUUAUGUACACUCCAAAUCCAAUACAAUAUACCCGUUUUCUAUAUCACCAAAAGCUUACCCCUUCAAAACUCUCCAAACCCACCAAGCUAACUGUCAAAUGCUUCACCAACAACCAUAAAAACGUAAACUUUAAUGACAAAAAGGGGUCAGAAAUGAAGGAAAAAGAAAACCCAUUUGAUAUAAUUGUCAAAAGUGUAAUGAAAGCACUCAAAGCUUUACAGAAGCCAUCUGUAGCAGCUGUAUUAGUGGGUUUGUUGUUGAUGUAUGAUCCGAAUUCAGCAUUAGCUGCUUCUGGUGGGAGAAUUGGUGGCAAGUCGUUCUCGUCGUCGUCGCGGAGCUCGUCUUUGUCGAGGGGGUAUACUAUGAGGAGAUCAGAGCCUAGUUUUGGGUAUUCGGUUCCAUAUUAUGCUCCAUCCCCUUUUGGAUUUGGUGGGGGUGGGGUUUAUGUUGGUCCAGCUGUUGGUUUUGGGUCCAGUGCCUUUCUGGUUAUGAUGGGUUUUGCUGCCUUCGUUUUGGUUUCUGGUUUCCUUCUGAUCGCUUCGAGGUCGUGUGCUACUGCUAUUUACAAAACUAGUGUGCUCAAGCUGUAGGUAAUUUUACUCAUACACAAAUGCAUUAUUGUAUUGGACUCGUUUGGUACAAGGGAUAAGACAAUAGUUGUAGAACAGCUCAUAAAUAAAACAUAACGUGGUAGAAUCAAAUUUUGCCCGUGGGACAUAAUUUGUAGUUUGAAAGUCUUUGAGCUAAUUAAGUCUUGCCUCUAAGACAAU
This is a messenger RNA of Capsicum annuum, 3036 nucleotides long. RefSeq lists its product as uncharacterized. The coding region runs from base 2257 to 2856 and encodes 199 amino acids. Gene Ontology annotation, cellular component: chloroplast. The record is from RefSeq and is a predicted model, not a curated record. The transcript has a single exon. Lineage: Eukaryota; Viridiplantae; Streptophyta; Magnoliopsida; Solanales; Solanaceae.